UCAUUGGUAAGAGACAGCAUAAGGUGAAAAGAACAUUGUAAAACAGACUUCUUGGAAUCACACUAAGCCAGACUGCUAAUGGAUUGUGAAUUCUGUCAUUUUCUUGCUUUCCGGAAGCAUUUACUUAACAUUAAUACGUACUUUUACUGAAAAAUUGUGAUGAUGAACGUGUGGAUAACAAGGUGAGUUUUUGUGAGCUUCGGUGACAGGAUUUUAUACAGUGACGUCACACCAGACGGCACGAUGGCACAGAGAUAUCUGGCCGCCUUGGACUACGCCGAUUACAAUGCCAGACUAAUUCUCCGCAAACAUGCCAAGAAACGCCCCCUGGGAGAGAUUGAACUUCGGCAUAGGUACACUCCAGCUCAGCCAGUUCUAUCCUGUCGGACUGUCGACAUUGAUGUUAGUGGAACACGGACUUAUCGACCUAAAUCAUCCACAGACAUCAUUCAGGAACAACACAGGCUCAUCCAUGCACUUUAUACCAAACGAUCUGUUGCAUCAGCACCACCUAGAAGAAAUGUUCCAGCUCAACAUAACAACAGAAAGCUCCAAAGAAUAAAUAUCCAAGUAACUGGUCAACCAUUGUCAACUCAGUCCCAGAUUCAGGUUCCAAUUAGGAAGAAGACAAACACAAGAAAGCCCAAACUCUCUGGCAGAGCCAAGAGUGCUCCAUCUGGUAAAGUUGUGAGGUGGAGUGACGAUGAGGACUUACUAAUGACAAGUAGAUCUACAAAAGUCCUAACCUCUAAAAUCCACCAACAAUGGCAGCCGGAGAACCAUGAUCUAAACUCGGGUGUCUUUGUUCGUGGUCAGAGCAAAGCUGAUACCCCAUCAAGCCUCGACUCAUGGCUAACCUUUGGGGGAUCUGCUGUUGCAGGGGACAAUCCAGGGGGCAUAAUUGAUGCCUUUGCACAAUUUAAGGAUUGUGGAGAGUUUUACAGUAUUGAGGGGGGUGUGGGAAGUAAAAUUGCACAACAGUUACAGAAAGGAGAUCGUGUCAGGAUAGGAAUUAAUGGACGACCUCAGCCACAUCAUCUGAGAAUCAAACAGAGAAGUCUGAGCGAGGAAGUAAUUGAAGAAGAACCGCAGACCCAAAUGGAGAGAAAGCCAGUUGUCCCUCUGUGUUGGGAUGACCAAGUAAAUAACCCAACAGCAAAAGUUAUCUCCCCUAGAUCAAACAACAAUGAUCAGCCCCGACCUAGUCUUUGUGAAACUCAUCCAGUUGUAUUCAGUCAUCCAGAAGAAAAUAAAAUGCGCCCUAAACUCGCCUCUCCUUCACACGAUGGGUAUAAAGUCCGCCAACGACCCAAGUCUGGACCAGGCCUGGAUGGCCAUGAUCAACAAAACAAAAUUGUAGUUCUCUCCAUUGACCCAAGUGUCGAUGAGGAUCGACUCCAGUCUUUGACGGUGGAUGACGUGCUCAAGCAUUCCAUCAGUGCCAAAAACUCUCAUAAACAGGAAGUUACGAAAAAGGAACCCUCUACAGAAAAUAGUGCUUCUCCCCCAGUGGAUUCAGUGUCAGAUCCUGAUGACAAUGAUCGGAGCCUAGGUAAAUCUAGUGUGGCUGAAUCUCCUGUCAGCAGCAGUAGUGAACUAUCAAAAACUCCAAAAUUCAAGACUGUCACUCCAUCAUUUUCUGUGCAGUCAUGUGCAGUUGCUGACCUAACAGUUGGGCCUCCUUCUGGCUCUUUUGUAAGAUCUCAGAGUGAGUUAAGUACAAGAUCUGCUGCUUCUAGUCGACCAGGAAGUGACAGGUCUCUGAGUAGGAACAGUGACAGAACUAGUACAAAACAUAUGUACAAACCUGGUCCUAGUAAGCCCAUCCGAGUCAGCAGUCCGGCUUCCUUUGCUGUUUAUGGAACAAAAGGAGAUACAGAAUUCAUUCAAAUUUCCACACAGAUCAGGAACCCUAAUCCUAGAGAAAAUUCUGUAAACAAGAACUCUGAUAACUUUAUUACCCAGACAGUGAGUGAGGAGGCCAUCCGUCAAGUUACCAAGCAGAACAAGGCAGAGGAGAGGGCAAUUCCCAGGGUAACACCUGCCCCUGCAUCCUCCCCAGAGCCCCCAGAACUGCAAUUGUCCACAGCUACUCCAGUAGCAAUCAAUAUUCCUACUGCAGAAGACUUUUCUGAUCGAGACUCCAUGAUGACAUCACCCUGGCCAACCAAUCGUCAUGACAAUAAAGAAGUGGAAAGAAUAACAACUCUGAUGGAAGAUACUGUGGUGGAACAUGAAACAGCUCAAAAGUCUGUCAAGUUCAAAGUUGAAAAGUGAACCCCCAUUUAAAUUGCAAAAUAGCUGAGAAAAUCCUUGUCUUUCCUCUGCACUCCAUCUGGGAUGUGUCAGAUAUAAUAUCACACUUGAGAAACUUUGAUUACAUGUAAAUUAUGUAUAAUAUGAAUGUCCUGUUGCUCACAAAGUUUAUCUCUUCCAUUGAAGAUUAAAAUGCACUUUUUUAUACAUAUAUUUUUGAUGUACAUGUAUGUAUGUUAUUCAAAGAUUACUUUACAUGGAUUUUUUUUUUUGAAUACCGGUAUAUCUUCUUCAAAAUGUGAUUCUUCAGUUUUUAUUCAGAAUAUCUAUGCAGAAAGAUAACUCUUUGUAUAUGGAAUUAAAUCUGUGAUUUAUGUUGUGACAGAGUAAUCAGGGCUACAUGUUGGGGAAAAUCUACUGUGUUGUUUAAUUGUUAGUAGUAGACAGUUUAUUUGGUAGUCACUAGCAAGUAGCAGCUGAUAUCAAUUUAACUUUGUAGGAGAUAUAUUUUCUCUCUUUGUGAGUGAUCACCCCCUCCUCCCCCAGAUCAAAGAUUGGGGGCAUUUUGUUUUGUCUCUUUCUAUACAAGACUUAAAAAAUUCCUGCUUGUUUUUAUUUAAAUACUGUACUGUGCAAAAACUUUUACUCUCAAUCAGACCCAAACAAUUUGAUUAAAAUUAGAUCCUUUGAUCUGCUCACGUAGAUUGCUACACACCUUAUGUAGCGAUCUAUGUGAGCUGAUCAAAGAAUCUGAUUUUAAUCAGAUUGCAGACACAAAACAUUGUAAAGCUGGAAAUUUUUGCAGAAAUUUGUACAUGUGUAUAUAUGCGGAAUUGGGACUAAUAUGCUAUAUUAGUCUGAUGCUUUUAGGUAUCUUCCCUUUUGUUGUUUUGCAAAAUUUAUUUCAAAUUUAUUAGACCCACAAAAUUGCAAUAAAAAAUUAUUCACGGCAAAUAAACAGCUUUAUGUAAGUGCGCCUGCAUUUAAAAAAAACCCAAUAAUGAAUCAUUAGUCUUGUGACAUCAAUCUGUAUUUGAUGAAGGGUCCAUUGUAUAUUCGUUAAUUGCAGCAAUGUGCGUGCUUUUUGUAUUUUAUCAGUAUAUAUGUAAAUCCGAACCCCUUGAUGUGAUAUUUUAAACAUUAAUGUUUAUCUGUGUUUACAUUUCUGUACUAUAUUUCUAAUACAUAAUGCAGUGCUAUUAAAUUCAUUAAAAUUUAAUGAAGUAUUGUGUGCAUAACUGUAUUGACAACGCUGUUUUUGUCCAGUAGUGUCUUAUCAUUUGUUACUACAUAUACCAAUAAUUUCCAUCGAUGUUUUCAUGUGGUUUCUGUUAAUUCUAGCUAUCAUUUUCUGUGUCACCUUGCAGUGUGUACUUUGAAAAUUAACUUACAUGCAAGGAAAUGUUAUAUGAAUUUUUACAUUUUUCAUAGAAUAAAGAGAGUACAACUUGAA
Messenger RNA from Ostrea edulis (European flat oyster), 3709 nucleotides. RefSeq lists its product as uncharacterized. Bases 244 to 2277 code for a protein of 677 amino acids. Lineage: Eukaryota; Metazoa; Mollusca; Bivalvia; Ostreida; Ostreidae. The record is from RefSeq and is a predicted model, not a curated record. The transcript has 9 exons.